AUGGCAUCAAUAUCGCAGCUACCAGCAGGCUUUGAGAGCUCCAAUUCACUCUUGAGCGUCCUGGAAAUCACCAAACAGCCCCUCACUUCAGUCCCAGAAUGUUAUGCUCGUACCGUGGAACAAGAACCAGCUUCAUCUCUCUUUGAUGGUCAUAAGGGCACCUUCCCAUCCAUCCCCUCCAUUGACAUGACCAAAUUAGUUGAGGCAGAAGCCUCAGACUUUGCAGAUCAACUGGAAAAACUGCACUCAACUUGCAAAGACUGGGGCAUCUUUGAGUUGGUGAACCAUGGAGUUAGCCCUACGCUGUUGGAGAAGCUGAAGCAGGAGAUUGAAGAAUUCUUUAAGCUUCCCUUGGAAGAGAAAAUGAAAUAUAAGAUCAGGCCAGGUGAAGUUGAAGGCUAUGGAUCCGUAGUCAACACCAAAGACCAAAAGCUUGACUGGGGUGACAGGGUCUACAUGAUAACCAACCCUAUUCAUCGAAGAAAGCCUUAUCUCUUCCCAGAGCUCCCUUCAUCCCUCAGGAAUACCUUGGAUUCAUACUUGCUGGAAGUGGAUCAGCUGGCCAUGAGACUUCUUGGGUUUAUGGGGAAGGCUCUGAAGAUAGAGAUGAGAGAGAUAGAGGAGAUGUUUGACGAUGGGAUGAGGUCAGUGAGGAUGACAUACUAUCCUCCAUGCCCACAACCAGAGCAGGUGAUAGGGCUCUCACCUCACUCAGAUGCAACUGGGAUCACUAUCCUCAACCAGCUUAAUGGAGUUGAUGGUCUCCAAAUCAAAAAAGAUGGGGUUUGGAUGCCUGUCAACUUCCAAAAAGAUGCCUUUGUUGUGAAUGUAGGGGACAGCUUUGAGAUUCUGAGCAAUGGAGUGUACCACAGCAUUGAGCACAGGGCAAUGGUGAAUUCAGAGAAGGAAAGGUUGUCAGUUGCAAUGUUCAUAAACCCUAAGUUUGAGGCAGAGAUUGGGCCUGCGAGAAGCUUGAUAACCCCACAAAACCCACCACUCUUCAAAACAGUUGGGAUGGAGAAGUACGUCAAUGAUUUCUUCUCCCGCUAUAAGCUUGAUGGAAAGUCAUACUUGGAUCAAAUGAAAAUCUAA
Molecule: messenger RNA, 1092 nt
Organism: Prunus dulcis (almond)
Lineage: Eukaryota; Viridiplantae; Streptophyta; Magnoliopsida; Rosales; Rosaceae
Product: protein SRG1-like
Exons: 4
Coding region: 1-1092 (363 amino acids)
Source: RefSeq, a predicted model, not a curated record